CCAAACAUCGGCGCCCCCUGUUUGGACUGGGCCGCCACAUAAAGUAAAGCAAAAAAGAAUGAGACUCUAGUCUUCCAAGUCUUCCCUGCUUCGCUUUACUUUUCCUAAAAACGCCAAUCAGUUCCCUCACACAGGCGCUUACAGAGAGAAAUGGGAAUUUGGGAUAUCAUCAACUCAAGCACAGAAGCAGUGAAGCGAAAUGCACCGGCUUUCGCUCUGCUUCACGCAUGCAGAACCUCUUUCAGUUAUGGCUCCGCCGCCUGCUCCAAGAUCGAUAAUACCGUCAGAGUAAACGGCCUCCAGAGGCUCAACCAGUGGCUUCCGGACGAUGAGGCCAAAUCCAAGAUCGGUGUAUUUGCUGUAAAAUUCGCUAAAAAUGCUGGCCUCUAUGCUCUCCACGAGGGUUAUAAAUUGGUUCCUGGUGGAGUUGCAGUUUCAAACAUUGUUUCUAAGACCAUCAAAGAAGUAGAACGUGAGACCUUAAAUGAGAAACCCAAGCCAUUGGAAGAUAGGGACAGUGCACCAGGGAAAAAAUUCACUGGUACCAAAAAAUUAAUGGACCGAGCAGACAUACAACCAGGCUCUCUUGAUCAUGUCGAGUCAAUUGGCAAUCAAACUCCAGAAGACGUGAGAAGAAUCUUUAUGACGAAACAGUUUGUUGGUGCGCGUUUUUUGGAUGAUUUGAUGGUGCCUAAACCGAGAAAAGGGAAGAAGCAGCCUGAAUAAAUGACAGCUGUUGGGUACUUGAACAUCUCUUCUGUGUUUUUAAGAUUUCCUAAGCAUCUUGUUUUAUGUGUGAAAUACUAUGGUCUUAAUCUGCGUUCUGGAGUACGUAUCUGGUGGUUGAUAUGUUGAAAUUCCCUACAAUAUUUAUGUUCUUAGAUGUAUGUUUGUCAAAAAUCCCACAAGCGUACGUGUACGUUGUAUAAUUAAUAAUUGUUAUGAGAGAGUUAUUGUCCA
Molecule: messenger RNA, 960 nt
Organism: Olea europaea var. sylvestris
Lineage: Eukaryota; Viridiplantae; Streptophyta; Magnoliopsida; Lamiales; Oleaceae
Exons: 2
Coding region: 151-726 (191 amino acids)
Source: RefSeq, a predicted model, not a curated record